AGAAACUGGUACUCUGAGACAAGAUUUUUUAGGCUCAAUUUUCUGGGGUGGGAGUUAUUCAAUUAUCUCCUGUCUGAGUUCGCAGUGCACAUCGCAGCGAUGUUAUGUCUCAAACAGAGGCCAAAUAUUAGAGAAACAUUUCAACAAACAACAUAUCCGCAACUUAAAUUAACCAAAAGUUCAAUUUUUAGUCAACACUGAGCCGCGCACAGCAAAUUGGCAAUCAAGGCUUGCAAUCCAAUACAAUAAUUCUGCUUCUUCAAAGGCUUAGGCAGUGAAAGUUUUGUGAACCAAAAUUUCCCCAAUCUUGCUGCAGAUAGUGGUUUUCUUAGGAAGCCGUUUAGCAAUAAGCUGUGAAAAAACUCGUCUCAUUAUUGAACGAGAUUGAGGAUUGGCACUGACGCAUGCAACCGCGACUCCAUCAGUUUAAUCACUCCUCUGCAACUUGAUUUUGAGGCGUCGGGAAUCGUUGGUCAACACAUCCUUCAACAGUUGUUGGUAAAAUCUCCAAUGGCAAUAACAAAAAAACACUUAAUUAAAUAGAAAAUUUCUUCUCACACAAUAAAUUAUUGAAUAUUAGUCAAAACACUUUGUUGUUGACUUUGAAACUUGCCUUCAUUAUAAAACCUGUUGCUUUCCUUCUAUUGUCAAGUGAUGAGAGAUAAAAUAAGUUUAAAAUUGAGGCUGUGAAUUCUAGAUGCCAAUCAACGCUAGUUGAUGCAUCUUCUUAAGUCAUUGCUUCUCAAUCCCAUUUUCUGUUUGUAUCAUGUUUCCAUUCUCACAGUUCAUGGCUUCCAGGCUACAGAAAUCACUCCUUUUCCUUGUUAUUCCUCUGCUGGUAAUUUCUGUUCAUGUUCUUGCUACAGGAUCCCCUGCUGCUGCUGUUCAAUCUGAAGAAGCAGAAGCAGAUGCUCUUCUGGGAUGGAAGGCUUCUCUUGAUAAUCAAAGCCGAUCUUUUCUGUAUUCUUGGAGUACUACUGCUGGAAGCCCUUGCAAUUGGUUUGGCAUACACUGCAAUGAAGCAGGAAGUGUCUCCAAUAUAAGCCUUAGAGAUUCUGGUUUGAAAGGUACGCUUCAGAGUUUCAGCUUUCCAUCAUUUCCCAAUCUUGUCAAGCUUAACCUUAGUAAUAACUCUUUCCAUGGGAGCAUUCCUUCCCACAUUGGCAAUCUAUCCAAGCUCAACAUCCUUGAUUUUUCUGUCAAUGAAAUCUCUGGUUCCAUUCCCAAAGAAAUUGGGAUGUUGAAUUCUCUCACUUAUAUUGAUUUAUCAAACAAUUUUCUCACUGGUACAAUACCAGCUUCCAUAGGGAAUCUGACCACUUUGCCAAUUCUCUACAUUCAUAUGAAUCAACUCUCAGGCUCCAUACCUCAAGAACUUGGAAUGUUGAAAUUUGUCACUGAAAUUGAUCUUUCAGUAAAUAGUCUCACUGGUACAAUCCCAACUUCCAUAGGAAACCUGACAAAUCUGUGGGCUCUUUCUCUUAUUAGCAACCAACUUUCUGGUUCCAUACCACAAGAAAUUGGCAUGCUCAGAUCACUUACAGAACUUGCUUUGUCCCAAAAUAAUCUCUAUGGUCCAAUUCCAGCUUCCAUUGGAAACUUGACAGCAUUAUCUUCUCUUUAUCUUACUGAUAACCAACUUUUCAAUUCCUUACCUAGAGAAAUUGGGAAGUUGACAAAGCUAACUACACUCUUCCUUGAAAUGAAUGAACUUUCUGGAACGCUUCCUUCAGAGAUGAACAACUUCACUCUUUUGGAAGUUUUCAUAAUAUAUUCUAAUAGAUUCACUGGCCAGUUACCGCAAGACAUUUGCAUUGGUGAAGGCCUCAAGUCCUUUGCUAUUAAUGGAAAUGAUUUCACUGGUCCCAUCCCAAGAUGCAUGAGAAAUUGUAGCAGGUUAUUAAGGCUCCAUCUUGAGUCAAACCAACUCACUGGAAAUAUAUCUGAAGACUUUGGCGUGUAUCCACAGUUGAACUUUAUGGAUUUGAGUGAUAACAAAUUCUACGGUGAGCUUUCAUGGAAAUGGGAAAGUUUCAGCAAAUUGUCAACCCUGAAGAUCUCUAAUAAUAAUAUUUCUGGGACAAUACCAGCUGACAUUGGAAUGGCAGCUCAGUUGCAUUCACUUGAGCUCUCAUCAAAUCACCUUGCUGGGAUUAUCCCAAAGGAAUUGGGGAAGUUAACAUUGUUUGAACUUUCUCUUGAUGAUAAUGAACUUUCAGGAGGUAUUCCUGAAGAAAUUGGAUUGUUAUCUGAACUAGAGCGUCUUAACUUGGCAGCUAACAAUCUAAGUGGACCAAUUCCCAAAAAGCUUGGAUAUUGCUCAAAGCUAUUGUUCUUGAAUCUCAGCAAGAACAAACUCACAGAGAGUAUUCCUGUAGAGGUGGGCAAUUUAAUAUCCCUGGAAAGUCUUGAUCUUAGUCAUAAUCUGUUAACAGCAAUGAUACCACCACAACUCGGACUGUUGCAAAGAGUGGAGACAUUGAACAUCUCCCACAAUCUGCUUUCAGGUCCCAUUCCAACUACUUUUGGUUAUUUAUCGAGCCUGACGGUAGUGAAUAUAUCCUAUAAUGAGUUAGAGGGCCCAAUUCCCAACAAUAAAGCCUUUCAGCAGGCUCCAUUUGAGGCACUUCAAAACAACAGAUACCUGUGUGGCAAUAACACUAGACUAGAGGCAUGUGUCUCCGUUGCAAUCAACAAAACCAUCAGAAAAAAGCAUAGUAAACUGGUUUAUGCUAUGGUCAUUCCCCUUGUGUGUAGUCUGUUCGUAGUUAGUGUUUUGGUUGGUGGUUUCUUUGUUCUCCACAAAAGAAUUAGAAACAGAAAAGCUAACUCAGAAGAAGUGAAUCCAAGUGGUGAAAGUCGUAAGAAGGAUAUGAAAUAUGAAAACAUUGUUAAGGCUACUGAGGAUUUCAACUCCAAGUACUGCAUUGGGGUAGGAGGAUAUGGAAUUGUGUACAAAGCUGUCCUGCCAACAGGUCGAGUGGUUGCUGUAAAGAAACUCCACCAGUCACAAAAUGAAGAGGUGACUGAUUUCAAAGCGUUUAAAAGUGAAAUUUGUGUGUUGAUGAACAUUCGUCAUCGAAACAUUGUGAAGUUACAUGGUUUUUGUUCACAUGCCAAACACUCUUUUUUGGUAUAUGAAUUCAUAGAAAGAGGAAGUUUAAGAAAUAUUUUAAGCAAUGAAGACCAAGCAGUGGAGUUGAAUUGGCUUAGGAGGUUAAAUGUUGUAAGGGGAAUUGCUAAUGCGUUGUCCUAUAUGCACCAUGACUGCUCUCCUUCAAUCAUACAUCGAGACAUUUCCAGUAACAAUAUUCUGUUGGAUUCGGAGUUUGAGGCUCAUGUCUCUGAUUUUGGAACAGCUAGGUUUUUGAUGCCUGACUCAUCAAAUUGGACCUCAUUUGCAGGCACAUUCGGAUACUCAGCUCCAGAGCUAGCUUACACGAUGAUGGUGAAUGAAAAAUGCGAUGUUUACAGUUUUGGUGUGGUGACAAUUGAAAUUCUAGUGGGAAGACAUCCAGGUGACUUCAUUUCAUCUCUUUCAUCAUCAUUUUCAUUCCCCUCCUCCUCGCUGAUGGAUGAGCAUACACUUCUCAUGGAUAUGGUUGAUCAACGCCUCCCACUUCCUCAAUACAAAACUGCAGAAGGAAUAAUACAUAUUGCACAACUAGCACAUGCUUGCUUGAGUGGCAACCCUCAAUCUCGGCCAACCAUGAAACAAGUUUCUUCCCACCUAAUGGAUAAAUGGAAUCCAUUGACUAAGCCAUUUUCAGAAGUAAAACUGGGAGAGAUUUUUCCCUUUUUUCCUACGAGGAUUCAGUAGCUAAGCCUGAGGGAAAAUGCCUGUAAUGCUGUGUGUAUGGAUGGAAGUUUAGUUCCAUGCUUCACUCUCUUUCACUGCCCUGUAUUAUAUGGUACUGUACUGGAAAAUAUAAAUAUGUAAUGUAAAUGUUAUUAGCAUCUUCAU
This is a messenger RNA of Manihot esculenta (cassava), 3964 nucleotides long. Its product is annotated as MDIS1-interacting receptor like kinase 2. The transcript has 2 exons. The record is from RefSeq and is a predicted model, not a curated record. Gene Ontology annotation, cellular component: plasma membrane. Bases 767 to 3820 code for a protein of 1017 amino acids. Gene Ontology annotation, biological process: protein phosphorylation; hormone-mediated signaling pathway. NCBI's taxonomy places the organism in Eukaryota, Viridiplantae, Streptophyta, Magnoliopsida, Malpighiales, Euphorbiaceae. Gene Ontology annotation, molecular function: ATP binding; protein kinase activity; protein binding.